Molecule: messenger RNA, 1626 nt
Organism: Trifolium pratense (red clover)
Lineage: Eukaryota; Viridiplantae; Streptophyta; Magnoliopsida; Fabales; Fabaceae
Exons: 2
Coding region: 172-1158 (328 amino acids)
Molecular function (GO): zinc ion binding; nucleic acid binding
Source: RefSeq, a predicted model, not a curated record
UCUGAUUGAUCCACACCGUAAUCGUAUUGUCCAAGUUGGGAAUAAGAAGAGUAGAAUAUGGAAGAUCAUAAUUCACAACUACAGAGAGUGAAGUGUGCAUGAGACCGAAAGAGAAAGAAACAACUUUCAUAUUUUCUCAAGCCUUUUUUCAAUCAACUAAUCUUGGUGAUCAUGGCAGCAAGUGCAGGACUCCGUGGUAGUAAGAGAAAUGCUCAAGCACCUCCAGAACCUAAUGACGACAGUUGGGAGAAGAUGUUGCAAGUUAUGAAAGAACAAAUCGCUGUUGCCGCUAAUUUGGUGAACAACCCGGUUCAACCUCCUCCACCCAAAGUCCGGAAUCCAGUCUUUGACUUUCUCAAAUGCAACCCUCCUCCUUUCACUGGAGGGGACGAUCCGCUGGAAGCCCAAUCUUGGCUAUAUAGAUUGAAUAAUAUUUUUGAUUGUUUGCAUUGCACAGACGAACAGAAGGUAAAUUUUGCUGCAUAUAUGCUUAAGGGAAAAGCGGAUAAUUGGUGGAACUUCACUUGCAUGUUGGCUACGGGAAAACCAACGGACUGGGAACAUUUCCAAAAAGCGUUCCUUGAUAGGUUUUUUCCUAUGUUUAUUAGGAAGCAGAAAGAACUAGAAUUUAUGCAUCUUCAGCAAGGGGAUAUGUCUGUGGCGGAGUAUGUAACCAAAUUCGAAGAGUUAUCUAGGUUCUCAUCUCAUUUUCGUUUUUCCCUGGAUGAGGAGUUUAAAAUUGACCACUUUGAGUGGGGAUUAAGGCCUGAUAUCCAGAGUUUCAUCGCAGAAGAGAGCUUGAAGAAGUGUCGACUUAAGUUCACUAGCUAUAACACAUUAGUGCAUGAGAGUUACGCCGCAGAAGAGAGCUUGAAGAACUGUCAAGAAGAAUGCGACCUGAAAGGGCACCAGACAAAGGAUCCUUCUAAGUACUCUCAACAUCUGAAGGUCAGAGUUCCUCAGAAUAAAGGCAAACAAGUCCAGACCUCAAUUUCACCCCGGACUGGUAUGUGUCCCGAAUGUGGGAAGAAUCAUCGUGGAGAAUGUUUGGCUGGAAAGAAUGUGUGUUAUUGGUGCAAGCAGCCUGGACAUGUGAUUCAGAACUGUCUUAUGCUGAAACAAGAGGAAGUAACUAACUCGAGUAACUCAUCCACAUGAACGGUAUUUUCUCUGUGACAAGAACGCCGCAGAUGAAAAUCUGAUUACUGCUACAUGUUUCCUUAACCAAGAGCCCUUAGUUGUGAUAUUUGACUCUGAUGCAUCUCAUUCGCCGAGUGUGUACUACAUCUUGGUCUUUAUCGGUCUAAGUGACCGUUUUUUAUGUUGAUUUGUCUUCCUUUUAAAAUGGAUGAAUGUCAUGUUAGGAAUGGAUUUAAUUUACGUUUCUAUAUGCCAAACCUGCAUGUUCAUAUCUUGUAUUAAUUCCAGUUUAUACUCUACAUGUCCAAAUUGUCAGUCUUUCUUGGGGUAGCAUGAGAUUCAUGGAUGUUUCAUAGUUCAUACUCAUGUGAUUUCUAGUUACAAUUAAGGACCUUCAGGAUUGUAUCUAAUGAUGAUGAUGAUUACGUGUCUUUAAUAUUUAUAGCUAUCAGUAUUAAUUUUUAAUUUAAGAAUUUAAUUCAUAUA